AUGGACAGUGGUUGCACCAACACCACCAUUUGUAAUGGUGAACUCAUGCAUGGACUACGUCAAGCUGAGAAAGAGCUCGAUAUGCACACUAACGUGGGCAGCAGAGUUCUCGAUGAAGAAGGGUUUUUAGGAAGAUUUCCGCCUCCAGUCUAUUAUGAUGAAGACGGAAUUGCCAAUGUACUUGCUAUGCGCGAGAUGAUUGCUGCGGGAUACCGCAUUACCAUGGAUACUGAUUUUGACAAUGCCUUUGUUGUGCAUUGCGAUGGAGACAGACAGAUGCGAUUUGUGAAUCGUAGGGGUGUAUAUGUGUUGGAGCAACUUGGAGCAAAUGUCGAACAAGGUGCCAAAGAGACAAGUGCAAUGUAUUGUCGCCAGUUAAGCAAUGCAAAAAAACUAUUUCUGAAAAUUCGAUUUCUAAUAAAUAUUCACAAAACACGCCAAAAACACCAAGUCCUCGCGUGUUCCAGAAAGACAGUAUUUCCUAACAUUUCAGUCCGCAGCAAAUCAUUGAUAAUGUCAAUUUCAACUACAAGAAUGACAUGGUUGCUGAGCUUGGACAGUAUGUUCAUGCAAUUGGGACGGAUUCCAACACUUCAAUGGAACCCCGAAGGUCGUCGUACUACCCGUUACCGACCAAGUAAUGUUGAAGCCUGGGCUACUGCUGAAGGUGUUACUUUUGUCAAGUUCUUCGAUAAGACGAGAGAUUUGGAGACAUUUCAAGAUGGCAAUAGAAUCGCAGGAGCGGAUUACUUAGAAGAAGCCUUUGAUCAGGAGUAUGAACCUGAAGAUGAAGAUGAACGUGAUUUCAACCUACAUGGACAAUUCAAUGAUAUCGAUGACUCAGAAAGAGAAGAGCUCUUGGCAGAUGCAGACAAUGAUGUCGAUGAUAUGCAAGAACUCACUGUCAGAUUCCAAGGAGAUGAUGACUAUGAAUCAGAUGACAGCGAUUCUUGUGAUGAUGAAGAAGAAGCUAUUGUGGCCGAUUUGGAUCACCAUCAAGAAAAUGCCGAUAGAGGAACCGAUGAUAUUGGGAGCCUUGUUACUGAUCUGGAGGAUCUACAAGAACCGUCAGAAGAAAAGAUUGUAUUUGAGCCUGAAACGCCUUAA
Molecule: messenger RNA, 1107 nt
Organism: Cylindrotheca closterium
Lineage: Eukaryota; Bacillariophyta; Bacillariophyceae; Bacillariales; Bacillariaceae
Source: the annotation of a GenBank genome assembly